Molecule: messenger RNA, 3243 nt
Organism: Aspergillus mulundensis
Lineage: Eukaryota; Fungi; Ascomycota; Eurotiomycetes; Eurotiales; Aspergillaceae
Product: peroxidase/cytochrome P450 family protein
Exons: 7
Coding region: 1-3243 (1080 amino acids)
Biological process (GO): response to oxidative stress
Molecular function (GO): peroxidase activity; heme binding; iron ion binding
Source: RefSeq, a predicted model, not a curated record
AUGGGUGAAACCAGAGAGGCAACUAUUCUCAAUGGCCUGGGUAAUGCCAUUUCCCAAGUAGAAAACGUUGUUGCCGCAUCGCUACGGCCUUUGCCCACGGCAACAGGAGAUGGGACCUACAUUGCCGAAUCCACUCAAACAGGCUUGGUUAAGGAUCUAAGCCACGUUGACCUCGGGGAUGUCCGCACACUUGCCGAUGUAAUCAAAAGCGCAGCCACAGGAGAUCCGGUAAAUGACAAGCAAUAUAUCAUGGAGAGGGUAAUCCAGCUUGCUGCUGGUUUGCCAUCAACGUCCCGCAAUGCUGCAGAGCUAACAAAGUCGUUCCUGAACAUGCUGUGGAAUGAUCUGGAACAUCCACCAGUUUCUUAUCUUGGAUCUGAAUCCAUGUACCGCAAAGCUGAUGGCUCCGGAAAUAAUCGAUUCUGGCCUUUUCUUGGGGCUGCCGGUAGCGCCUAUGCAAGAUCGGUGCGGCCGAAGACGGUGCAAUCUCCAUCCUUGCCAGAUCCCGAAACGCUUUUCGACUGCCUGCUCCGCCGGAGAGAAUACAAAGAGCACCCUAAUAAGAUAUCGAGCGUUCUUUUCUACCUCGCUUCAAUUAUCAUCCACGACCUUUUCCAGACCGACCCUAAUGAUGAUUCUGUGACCAAGACAUCAUCUUACCUGGACCUUUCACCUUUGUACGGCAACAAUCAAGACGAGCAAAAUCUUGUCCGCACGUUCAAGGAUGGGAAGCUAAAGCCAGACUGCUUUUCUACUAAACGUGUGUUGGGCUUCCCUCCUGGAGUGGGAGUCCUUCUUAUCAUGUUCAACCGCUUCCACAACUAUGUUGUUGAGCAGCUUGCGGCGAUCAACGAAGGUGGCCGGUUUACCAAGCCUGACGAGUCCAAUGUGAAAGAGUACGCUAAAUACGAUAUGGAUCUCUUCCAGACCGGACGAUUGGUGACAUGCGGUUUAUAUGCAAAUAUCAUACUGAAGGACUAUGUCCGAACGAUUUUGAAUAUAAACCGGACAGACAGCACAUGGAGUUUGGACCCGCGGAUGGAGAUGAAAGAUGGCCUUUUGGGUGAGGCAGCAGCGAUGGCAACCGGAAACCAAGUCUCAGCUGAAUUCAACGUCGUAUACCGUUGGCACGCUUGCAUCUCGAAGCGAGAUGAGAAAUGGACUGAGGACUUUCAUCGCGAGAUCAUGCCUGGGGUGGAUCCAAACUCUCUGUCGAUGAAAGACUUUGUUGCUGGCCUAGGACGGUGGCAGGCAGGACUUCCACAAGAGCCGCUUGAUCGCCCAUUCUCUGGUUUGCAGCGUGGGCCGGACGGGACAUUCGACGACGACGACCUGGUUGAUCUUUUCGAAAAGAGUGUUGAAGACUGCGCAGGAGCUUUUGGCGCGUCUCAUGUUCCUGCCAUCUUCAAGAGCAUUGAAGCUCUUGGUAUAAUGCAGGCCCGGAGGUGGAACUUGGGAACCCUCAAUGAGUUCCGACAAUAUUUCAACUUGGCGCCCCAUAAGACUUUCGAAGAUAUCAAUUCCGAUCCGUACAUUGCCGAUCAGCUCAGACGGCUGUAUGAUCACCCUGAUCUUGUGGAAAUAUACCCAGGUGUCAUUGUGGAAGAUGCCAAAGACGCCAUGGUGCCAGGAAGCGGCCUUUGCACGAAUUUCACCAUUUCUAGGGCUAUUCUUUCAGAUGCGGUGGCAUUGGUUCGUGGUGACCGCUUUUACACAGUCGACUACACUCCAAAGCACCUCACCAAUUGGGCGUAUAGCGAGAUUCAGCCGAACACUUCAGUCGACCAAGGCCAGGUCUUCCAUAAAUUGGUUCUUCGCGCUUUCCCAAACCAUUUCGCUGGAAACUCAAUCUACGCUCAUUUCCCUCUAGUCGUUCCCUCAGAGAAUGAGAAAAUAUUGAAGAGCAUUGGGGUUGCGGAGAAGUAUAACUGGGACAAACCCAGUCGUAUCUCUCAUCCGACUUUUAUCAGCUCUCAUGCCGCUUGCAUGUCCAUUCUCAACGAUCAAAAGGUGUUCAAAGUGGCUUGGGGUAAAAAGAUCGAGUUCCUCAUGCAUCGUGACAAGCACCCCUACGGAAUGAACUUCAUGCUGUCAGGGGACCGUGCACCCAACGCUGCGUCGCGCAAAAUGAUGGGAUCUGCGUUGUAUCGUGAUGAGUGGGAGACCGAAGUCAAAAAGUUCUACGAACAUAUAACUCUGAAGCUUUUGCAUAAGAAUUCCUACAAGCUUGCUGGUGUCAACCAAGUCGACAUCGUUCGAGAUGUGGCAAACCUCGCUCAAGUCCACUUCUGCUCUACCGUCUUCUCAUUGCCAUUGAAAACAGAGUCUAACCCCAGGGGUGUCUUUGCUGAGUCGGAACUGUACAAGAUAAUGGCUGCUGUCUUUACAGCCAUCUUCUAUGAUGUGGACGUCGGAAAGUCGUUCGAGCUAAAUCAAGCUGCUCGGGCCGUGACACAACAGCUAGGCGAGCUAACCAUGGCCAAUGUUGAGAUUAUUGCCAGGACUGGCUUCAUCGCCAACUUGGUGAACCGUCUUCACCGGCGUGACGUCCUUAGCGAGUAUGGCGUACAUAUGAUUCAGCAUCUACUGGAUAGCGGUCUUCCACCUACGGAGAUUGUAUGGACCCAUAUCCUUCCCACCGCUGGUGGAAUGGUGGCAAACCAAGCACAGCUUUUCUCGCAGUGCCUGGACUAUUAUCUCUCGGAAGAGGGCUCUGUGCAUCUUCCUGAGAUCAACCGACUGGCCAAGGAAAAUACCCCAGAAGCUGAUGACCUACUUACACGGUAUUUCAUGGAGGGCGCUCGCCUACGAUCAUCUGUUGCCCUGCCUCGGGUGGCUGUGCAACCCACGGUGGUUGAGGAUAACGGUGAAAAGCUCGCCAUCAAGGCUGGCCAGGCCGUUAUGUGUAACUUGGUUUCUGCGUGCAUGGAUCCUGCUGCCUUCCAGGAUCCAGAGAAGGUCAAACUUGACCGUGAUAUGAACUUAUAUGCCCACUUUGGCUUCGGCGCCCACAAGUGUCUGGGCAUAGACCUAUGCAAAGCAGGGCUGAGUACGAUGCUCAAAGUAAUUGGGCGCUUGGACAACCUCCGUCGCGCUCCUGGAACUCAGGGACAGCUGAAGAAGCUGUCUGGGCCUGGCGGGAUCGCUAAAUACAUGACGGCGGAUCAAAGCGGCUUUUCCCCGUUCCCGUCAACUAUGAAGAUUCGAUGGGACGGCGAACUGCCUCAACUGGAGGAGGAGUAG